Molecule: messenger RNA, 989 nt
Organism: Actinia tenebrosa (Australian red waratah sea anemone)
Lineage: Eukaryota; Metazoa; Cnidaria; Anthozoa; Actiniaria; Actiniidae
Biological process (GO): regulation of DNA-templated transcription
Molecular function (GO): DNA binding
Source: RefSeq, a predicted model, not a curated record
CGCACUGCCGCAUACACGCUUUCAUCUGUCAUUAGUGUCAAAGUCAGUUCGGCUUCGGUGCAGGUUUCGCAAACACUUCUUGUUCUAGCAUCAAACUCUUGAUAUUUCCCCAUUUCAACCUAGUGCUAACAAGGGACAGUGCAGGAAAAUAGUUUCAGGAGUUAUGCCGCCUCAUUCGGCCCGGACGAAUCGCAACAAGAGAUACGGAGACGAUAUGGAUAGCGACAGAGAAGAAAAUGAAAGCCGUUCACGUGCCCAUACGAGCCCCAAGCGACGAAGAGGCAACCUUCCAAAAGAUUCUGUCAAUGUUUUGCGUUUAUGGUUAUGGGAACACAGAUUCAAUGCGUAUCCUUCGGAAGCCGAAAAGCAGUAUCUUUCUAAGGCUGCUAACCUCUCAGUUCUCCAAGUAUGUAAUUGGUUUAUCAAUGCAAGAAGAAGAAUUCUCCCCGACAUGAUUCGGAGAGAGGGUCGAGACCCGAGUAACUACACAAUCACAAGACGAGCAAAUAUGAAGAGUCAUGGCUCCACAUUUCAACGAAGUGUGUCCGAAAUUUCCAAAGAAUACGAAAAAUCUUACUCAGAUGAGGACAGGGAGUCAUUAAUAUCAAGCCCAAUUUGUGGCUAUGAAGGACAUAAUUUAGACUAUUAUGAGAUGGAUAGGUCGAACUCGUAUCAGUUUUCUAAAGACAGUCUGGAGGCACAGCCCUCUCCACCCUCCUCAACAGGCGAGGACGACGAUUUAGAUCAGGAUUUCGAUGGAUUUAGUAGCAUAAAUUUAUUGGUAGAAGUGGCUUUGAACACCGAGGCAUUUCGACGAGAACAUAAAAAAUGUCUCCAAGAAGUCCAGUCUUUGUCAUGUUAACUUGUUGAUUUUGAAUCGAUAAAACAAAUUCAGGGUAUGUUAUUGUGCCGGGGCUUCAUUGUACAAUGUAAUGAAUUAUAAAUUGUCAUACUAUAGAAAAAGAAAAUGUGAAGUUGACAUCACAAAA